Alosa sapidissima (American shad) is the source of this 1797-nucleotide messenger RNA. RefSeq lists its product as uncharacterized. The record is from RefSeq and is a predicted model, not a curated record. Lineage: Eukaryota; Metazoa; Chordata; Actinopteri; Clupeiformes; Clupeidae. The transcript is spliced from 2 exons. Gene Ontology annotation, molecular function: catalytic activity. The coding region runs from base 250 to 1440 and encodes 396 amino acids.
CCUGGACUGACUGGGCAAUCGUUGCGCUGGUUGCGCUGUGUUCCACUGUCUGCUGUUGAGCUUGAGGCUGUUUUUGGGACUUUGGCUACACGGUGUCUCUCUCCCUCUCCAUCCCAUCCUGUCGGCGGAUUUGGUCGGUUGACUAGACCUUCCAGGGAGAUUGAGGCUUUGUGCUGUGUUGCCUUAGCUGCUGCGCCUCCACAUACAAGACCUACAGUGUCUGUCUCUUGGACAUUUGUACAAGCCUACAUGGGAUUUCUCUACACCGCUGAGCAGCUCCAACAACUUGCCUCCUCAAAUGCCAGCACUUCUAUCGAUGAAGCUGUGCUCCACCUUUGCCAGGCUACGGGGAUCCUUCGGAGGAAGCGCUACAUGCACAGAGGGUCGCGUCGCUCCUUUACCAUCUAUCAUCAAGCAACAGAGGAUGCUAUCCCGACUCUGCAGUCCCGGUGUGUCUCUCCUGUGUGGUCCACUCCUGUAGGCAACUCUGCUCCCCGCAAGAAAGUCUUCCAUCAACACCUCAUCACCAUACGGACUAUGCCUGUUACCGCUACUGCUGCUGCUGUUGCUACUGCUCCCGUCACUGCUGCCACUGAUUCCACCUGUGCGGGCUCUGGUAGAGAGGCUAAUCUCUGCCGGGUAAAUCUAUCUAACUGCGGCCCCUUCCAAGACCGUCAUGAACAGGACUCUUCUUUGGUUAAGUUUGCUGUCUUAAAUGCUCGCUCUGUUUCCAACAAAGCAUUUAUUCUGAAUGACCGUUUUACGUCCCACCAUCUAGACUUUCUGUUUAUCACCGAGUCUUGGCUCUCUGGUGAUGACAUCAUUGCACUUGGUGACCUUUGCCCUGCUCACUGUAGUUUUUUAAACUCACCUAGGGUCUCUGGUCGUGGUGGUGGUCUAAUUACAGUGUUUAAGAACAGUUUUAAAUGUAGAAUUGUACCAACUGAUCUGUUUUCUACUUUUGAACUACAGCUGUUUAAGAUCAAUGCAUCUGUACUUUGUGCCUUAGUCUACCGUCCACCAAAAAUGUAUUGUAAUUUCAUUCAAGAAUUUGCUGAACUUCUAUCUUGUAUGGCCUCUCGUGCUGAUAAGUUAUUAAUCUUGGGGGACUUUAACAUCCACAUAUGCUGCCCAUCUAAACCUUUGGUCAAUGAGUUUUUAGGCCUUGUGGACUCUUUUAACCUUGUGCAGUCAGUUAUGGCCCCAACACAUCAGAAGGGUCACACACUAGACCUAGUGUUGUCCUCUGGUUUCUCAGUUUCCAAUGUUAAAAUAGUUGAUACUGGUGUGUCUGACCAUUUUAUGAUUUUAUUUGAAUCUUCACUGUUUUGUCCCCCCCUCCACCCCCCUCAUCCUACUCCCUUGUCAGAGCUAUUAAUUCCACCACAGCCUCACAGUUCACUAAUACUUUUAUGCUCUCUCUUUCACCUGCUGUCUUAGAUUCUCUUUCCACCUGCACCGACACUGAGGAUCUACUUACUCUUUUUAAUACAUCUGGCCUUGCCACUCUUGAUUCUGUAGCUCCUUUAAAACAAAAACGGUGUAAAUCCAAUAGGUCAACUACUCCUUGGCUAAAUUCCACUACCUGUUCGCUCAGAAAGGCUUGUAGGAAAGCAGUGCGAAAAUGGAAAAUAGAUAAACUACAGGUCUCUUAUGAUAUAUUUAGAGAUUCUCUUAAGGCUUAUCAAAUCACUGUCAAAGCAGCAAAGGCAGCUUUCUAUGCUGAGCUUAUUCACAAAAAUGCUCACAGACCAAAAGUGUUGUUUAACACAAUUAAUAAAAUCAUAAAUCCUCCUA